CGCUUGUUUUCAUUUUCCAUUUCAAUUUCUUGUUCCAUUUCGGCAGUAUUUUUUUCAAGUGAUUUUCCAUCAAGGAUUAGCUAUUUCAAUUUUUGGGAGCUAAACGAUAAACUUUUCUCAUUACGGCCUAACUAAGUCACGAUGGCUGAAGACGAGGAGGAGGGGUACCGCUGGGAGUCCGGAUAUGAAAAGACAUGGGAGGCCAUUCAGGAGGAUGAGGCGGGUCUCCUGGACAGCUCGGUCGCCGACCUGGUGGCGCGCGCUAAGCGGGCCCGCCUACACCGGGCGCGGCCGCACGUGCGCCUGGGCAUCAUGCGGCACCUGUACCUGGUGCUGGACGCCUCCGAGGCCAUGUUCGUGCAGGACCUGAAACCCACGCGGCUCAUUUGCUGCCUCAAGAUCCUGGAGGGUUACGUGCAGGAGUUUUUCGACCAGAACCCCAUCAGUCAGCUGGGAAUCAUCGUGACCAAAAACAAACGGGCUGAGGUGGUCUGUGAGCUCGGUGGGAACCCCAUCAAAGUCAUCGAGCACCUGCGCAAGCUAUCGUCUGCGCCAUGCGUGGGCGAGCCGAGUCUGAUGAACGCUCUGGAGCUGGCAGCCAGCUCCCUGCGCACCAUGCCGAGCCACGCGAGCCGGGAGGUGCUGGUCCUGAUGGCGAGUCUGACCACCUGUGACCCGGGGAACAUCAACGCCACCAUACAGUCGCUCUGUAAGGAGAAGAUCCGCUGCUCAGUGAUCGGCCUGGCCGCCGAGCUGCGCAUCACGCGCCACCUGGCGCAGGAGACGGGCGGAGAGUACGCCGUGUGUCUGGACGACUCGCACCUGCGCGACCUGACCAUGGCGCACGUGCAGCCACCGCCGGCCGUGGCCCAUAUGGAGGCCGCUCUGAUACGGAUCGGCUUCCCGUCGCACAAUACCAGCGCCGACAGUCCCGGCAAACUGUCCUACUGUAUGUGUCACCUGAACGGGCCGGCGCCGCCGGAGGGUCCGGACCGCGGCGGAUACCUGUGUCCGCAGUGCUACAGCAAACACUGCGAGCUGCCUGUGGACUGUGCCACCUGCGGCCUGACGCUGAUGUCGGCGCCGCACCUGGCGCGCAGCUACCACCACCUGUUCCCUCUGGAGCCGUUCGAGGAGGUGGAGCGGCCGCCCGGCGGACCCCCGCAGCACUGCGCCGCCUGCCGGGCGAGGAUUGAUACACAGAAGCUGAUAUCCAAGUGUGGAAAAUGCAGCGAACUGUACUGCGUCGAUUGCGACCUAUUCAUCCACGAAACCCGGCACGUGGAGGUGGCUGUGACAUCACGCGGCUCCGGCUACGGCGGCGCGGCGCGGCGCGGCACACUGUGGGUAGGUGUCUGAGCCGCCCGUUCGGUCGGCCGUCCGUCUCAGUUGGACGGUGUUACGGUGGUGUUGGCAGGGCGUAUUUUCGGGCCGGUACAAUGCGCGGAAAGUUGUGCUGCCGUCGAUAGGUGACUGCAAGGAGGUACGAACGGGAGAUUUAGCACGGAGUAAAGCCGAACCUGCACAGAAACUGUGCACAAUGUUGUGAACAAUCUCAAAGAACCGAACUCGGAACCGAAGUGAGACCGUCGAGAUGUCUUUUUGAUAUGGUCCUGCUAAUACGUCACUACUUAAUAACUCCUAUUCCAUUGAAAUAGUUUUGGAGAUUCGCCCGGUUACCCACUGGCAUACCAUUUGUAUGGUAUGAAGCAUAACCCUUUGGCUACUCAGUCGCUCUUGCGUCAGGUGAAUGGCAUAGUCCAGUCUACUCAUGUUGCGAUUAUAACUCAAACCAUGGCCUACUUAGCAUCAGCAGUAUUUCCACUACAUGGCAUGCAGAAAACCACCGAGCCAAACUCUGCUCUGUGAGAUAUACGUGUUUCCGCCCGAUUUUGCAGCUGCAAUUUUUGUAAGCUAGUCACCUUCGUGAGCUGCCUGUCCGACUGGCCGCAAUUUCCGCUCAAGUUGUUACUUGCCACACAAAGCCCACUGAAGAGACGGGUAGUUGCAGUUAAAGCUGAUUUGAAAAUCACUCACCAUGAAGAGAAUGAUGAGAUGAUCAGAAUCUCCGUUUGGAGUUGUGAACGUGGCGUAACAGGGUUAGCCUGUUCAGGCCAGCAUAAAGAGCGCAUUGACGUUUGUUCCUGAACUGUGACCGGAGCAUUGAUCAAAACAUGCAUUUCCACAUCCAUACCGUGAUAUUAUCUAUUAAAGGUUGUCCAUCCAAAAACCCUUGCUCAUUUCGUGUCCGUGAUCCCGUAGACAGUGUCCAUCGUCACGGCGAUUCCUGGAAGUUUCCCGUGUUUGUCAUCUGUCUGAUGCGUAGCGCGUGUCGAAAGCCCCUCGCCGGGCAUUCGUGAGCGCGCUCGCACGAACGCACUGCGUUCGGGGGGGGGGGGGUACUGGCGUGACCCGGUCCCAUAGCCAUGGAGUCGGUUCACGUGUACCCGGACACAUGGACCAUAUCCCGGUGCGAUAUUGACCUGUGACGUCAUGUGUUAGUUGUUAGAGGUGGACAGUGUUGGACUUGAGGUGUGCACUGUACAUUUUGCUCGUGAUGUUUUGUAUAAACGACUGUUUUGUAUUUAAAUGUGACCAGUGAUUUUGUAUUGAGUUGCAUGAAUACAUGUUUGAAAUACCCGUGCAACAA
This is a messenger RNA of Amphibalanus amphitrite, 2650 nucleotides long. RefSeq names its product general transcription factor IIH subunit 2-like. The record is from RefSeq and is a predicted model, not a curated record. Gene Ontology annotation, cellular component: transcription factor TFIIH holo complex; transcription factor TFIIH core complex. The transcript is spliced from 9 exons. NCBI's taxonomy places the organism in Eukaryota, Metazoa, Arthropoda, Thecostraca, Balanomorpha, Balanidae. Gene Ontology annotation, molecular function: zinc ion binding. The coding region runs from base 142 to 1359 and encodes 405 amino acids. Gene Ontology annotation, biological process: regulation of transcription by RNA polymerase II; DNA-templated transcription; nucleotide-excision repair.